AUGUCUACAGCAGAAGGUCUACUACAAGCACUGGACCAAGCCAAGGCAGAGCUCCAGACAGUCAAACAAGCAAUCGUCGGGCUGGACAAGUCUGUCGCGGAUUUGAAAUUUCUCUGCCAGGGCAGCAGCCACGGCCCAUCAUUGACAUUCCAAGAGCCGGCAGUGCCUGAGGCUGCAGCACCCGGAUCCGAUGUGCCUGCCAAUAUAGCAGCCAUCCUGGAUCAGCUCGAAGGGCUGACAGUCCACGAGCCUACUGCAAGCAAAGAGACUACCGUAACGGUAGAUCUCAAACGCAAGCUCGAGGACAGCCACCCUGAGGCUGAGCAGGUGUCGGUGGAAAAGGAUGGGACGAACGAGACCACAACCAAGCCAAGCCGCAAGCGCCGACACCGAGGCAAGGGCAAGGGCAAGACUGCCGGUGAACCCGCGCCUGCGUCGCCCAAGAGCUCGUUCCAGCUGCCUGCCAUCGCUACCUUGUCGAUGCAGGCCACGCCAGCAGAACACAACAAGGUGUGCUCGGAGCUCCUUGUUAAGAUGAAACAGCUGGUUUGUCGAGCUGGCUCAUCUCUGGCAAGGGACAGCCUUGCCAAGGUCAUAAAGGUAGAACAGCUGGAUUUGGCCUGGCCACGCUCUGUUGCCAAUGCAAACAGAUCGGCUGUUUCAUCUUGA
This is a messenger RNA of Protomyces lactucae-debilis, 669 nucleotides long. RefSeq lists its product as uncharacterized. The record is from RefSeq and is a predicted model, not a curated record. Bases 1 to 669 code for a protein of 222 amino acids. The transcript is spliced from 3 exons. NCBI's taxonomy places the organism in Eukaryota, Fungi, Ascomycota, Taphrinomycetes, Taphrinales, Protomycetaceae.